AUGCAGCGCGACGUUCAGGCUGCUGCCUUGGAGAACUUCCAGGAAACCCGAGACGCCUUCGUCAAGGACCUCGAACAACUGUCCGGCGGAUACAAACACGGCAAAACAAUUCCUCAGAUCCAAGCCGACCUCUACAAGCUCAUCAACACCCUGUCAAUGUGGACCCUGAUUCGAGCGGGCACCGAGAAGGAGGGUACUUGUUUUGAAGAAAGAUGUCGAAAUCUGAUGGGCCUAAUUGACGACGUGAUCAGCAUGCUGCAGCUAGACAUCGAGAUCGUGGACCGUGUUACACGAAAACUUUUCGACAUGGCAACCAUGCAAGUCGGAAGUCUGACUCUGAACGGCUUCAGCAAUGACGACGUGAAGGCAGUUUACAACGCCAGAAUGAUCGAAGAUGAACAGUACAGGUGGGAGAGAAAAAAAUUGUGGGAAGACUGCUCUAGACAGUCCUUGCUUCGCAGUUUCUGGGCCCGAUUCUACUACAAAGGAUAUGAUUGCAUUUGUCGUCAAUGUAUGGACCACUACUUUCCUAGAAGGUCGCCCACCCCAUCUCCUCCCCUUUCCCCAUUGCCCGAAACUGACAUCGAUUCAUAUGUGACUACCUCGAGCGAAGAGGAGUGA
This is a messenger RNA of Penicillium concentricum, 621 nucleotides long. RefSeq lists its product as uncharacterized. The transcript has a single exon. The record is from RefSeq and is a predicted model, not a curated record. NCBI's taxonomy places the organism in Eukaryota, Fungi, Ascomycota, Eurotiomycetes, Eurotiales, Aspergillaceae. Bases 1 to 621 code for a protein of 206 amino acids.